UACAUAUUUUUUUAUUAGGCGCUUAAAAAUUACUUCUAUUUUGUUUAUGUUUCAGCAAUCACAAGAAAAACACCAUCAGAAAAUUAUUUAUGCUCCUAGAUCAUAUAUUUCAAAAAUAUCUGAUUUUAAACAAACUAAAUUGCAACUUAUGGGGAAUAAUACGACAUCUAAUUAUACGAAAUUAGGGCCUUUAAAACCAGUAGAUGCGUCUAGUCUCAAUAUUCAUCCAAUAUCUAAAAAUCAGAAGCCUAGUUCUUCAAGCAUAAAGUUUCUUGAAAUAUUGAAUCAACAAAAUAAAGGGACAGGUGCUAAUAUUUUUCAGAAAAGUACGAGCAAUGAGAAUUUUAUUGAUGAUUUACAUGUUAAUGAAAAUGAUAUCGAUGAUAAAUUAAACUUAGACUCUGAACAUGACGAAUCUUUCUAUUCUUGGUCAUCCUCUCCAAUGGAAUAUCAACAUCUGGCUUUAUCUGGACUUAAAGAUCAGUUCAACAAUGAAUGUCAAUCUUCUGAUACUAUAUUUCAACCUAAAUUGUCUAAUACGACUUUAUUUGAAGAGAUUAUUUGUGAAACAGAAGUAUCUAAUUCCUUAGAUUCAUUAGAAAUAGAUUCAGGGAAUCCUAAAGAUUUAAAGAAUAGUGCUUUAAAAGAAAAUCAUUCUGCGUUACAGGUAGGUCAGAAAAAUGAACAGUUUCAGGAUUCCAGGAGAAUUCCUUUUUUAAAUAAGGCUGAAGAUCAUAUUGAACUUGUUAAAUCUGAAAUGAAAACUCGUAAAAGAAUUUCAUCUGAUAUAUUAAAUAAAUCAGAUAUUCAUAAAAUUGAUAAUAUUCAAAAUUUUAAAUUUGAAUCUAAAGAUAUUCAGAAAAAACCUAUACAACAAAAAAAAAAUAAAAAGCUUCCAGGUCUUUUUCUUUCUGAGGAACAAAAAACUGUUCUUAAGAUUAUUGUUGAAGAACGUGAAAGUAUUUUUUUUACUGGAUCUGCUGGUACUGGGAAAUCUGUACUUUUGAGAGAAAUUAUUGCCUCGCUUCGCAAGAAAUAUGCUAAGGAGCCCGAUCGUGUUGCUAUUACUGCUUCAACAGGUCUUGCUGCAUGCAAUAUUGGUGGUGUCACUCUUCAUUCUUAUGCUGGUAUUGGCUUAGGUAGAGAUUCUUGGGAAGAUCUAUGUAAAAAAAUCAGGAAAAAUAAGAAAUGUUUAUCUAGAUGGUUAAGGACUAAAGUUCUUAUUAUUGAUGAGAUUUCAAUGGUAGAUGCUGAGUUAUUUGAUAAGCUUGAAAAUAUUGCUAGGAAAAUAAGAAAUAAUGAAAAUCCAUUUGGUGGAAUUCAGAUGAUUGUAACUGGUGAUUUCUUUCAGCUUCCUCCUGUACCUGAUCAAGGAAAAAUCUCUAAAUUCGCUUUUGAAGCCAAAAAGUGGAAGGAUGUUAUUUCUCAUACUAUAGCAUUGACUCAUGUUUUUCGUCAAAAGGACCAAGAUUUUGUUGAAAUGCUUAAUGAAUUGCGUUUGGGGCGUUUGUCUUAUAAUUCUAUUAGUAAAUUUCGUUCUUUAGAUAGGGAACUUCAAUUUGAUGAUGGUCUUGAACCUACAGAGCUGUUUCCUACACGCAAUGAAGUUGAUCAGGCAAAUGCAACUCGUAUGCGUUCUCUUAGUGGUGCUUUGCGGACAUUUGAAGCAUUGGAUUCUGGAACUGUUGAUAAAGUUCAGAGAGAUAAAUUACUUUCUAGUUGUAUGGCACCAGCCCGAAUAGAUCUUAAAGAAGGCGCACAAGUAAUGUUAAUAAAAAAUUUUGAUGAUCAAUUGGUAAAUGGAUCGCUGGGAAAAGUUAUAGGGUUUAUGAAUGAAAAAACAUUCCAAAUAUGGCAAGAGGAUGAGCCUGAUGAUGAUCCAUUUAAUUAUCAUGAGCAAAUUGAUGAUUCUAAUAUUGAUGAAAUAAAAAAGCGUAAAAAGAGAAGAAUAGCAAAAAUGCAAUCAGCUGCAGCUACUGGGAAAUUGUGGCCUCUUGUUAGAUUUACAUUGUCUAAUGGCUUAACCCGAGAUAUGUUAGUACAACCUGAGCAAUGGAAAAUAGAGCUUCCAAAUGGUGAAGUGCAGGCGAGUCGUUCUCAAAUACCACUUAUUUUGGCCUACGCAAUUAGUAUUCAUAAGGCUCAGGGACAGACUUUAGAAAGAGUUAAGGUUGAUUUAGGAAGAGUUUUUGAAAAAGGACAAGCUUAUGUUGCUUUGUCUCGUGCUACGUCCCAAAAAGGUCUUCAGGUUUUGCACUUUGAAGCUCGAAAAGUGAUGGCUCAUCCUAAAGUAAGUUUAUUCUAUAAAAGUCUUGUAAAUACUGGAGACUUAAAAAGAAAAACUAAUAUUAGCUCUAACUUUAAUAAAGAAAAAAAUAUAGAUGAUUUUUCAAAGAAUUAUGUGGAUUAGUAUGUUUUAAGAAAAAUUGCAUUUAUGAUGAUGU
Molecule: messenger RNA, 2444 nt
Organism: Pneumocystis carinii B80
Lineage: Eukaryota; Fungi; Ascomycota; Pneumocystomycetes; Pneumocystales; Pneumocystaceae
Exons: 10
Coding region: 47-2410 (787 amino acids)
Biological process (GO): telomere maintenance; DNA repair
Molecular function (GO): ATP hydrolysis activity; DNA helicase activity
Source: RefSeq, a predicted model, not a curated record